GUACAAAUCGGUUUUGAACUUGGCGGUAUCAUCACAGCGCAGGAGAUUACGUGCAUACCGCUAAAUCCUCUUGAAAAUACGGAAUCUUACCUCUUAGAAUACAACAGCUUACGGAAUAUCUGUAUACUGAUGGAAAUUAUUGCCCAGUGUUUUGUUCUUUCGCUGAACUAAACACUUUCCACAGUACCCAGCUGUUCAUUGGAAACAGCUGAGCGCCAAACACAGCGGACCAAAUGCAGUCUUCGUCCACCGCACGCCCAUUUACACUGAGGGACUUUCUUGUGCUCAGUGAUCCGAAAUCCACCGGUGGAGUUUCCUAUAACACCGCAAACAGCUCUCAUGCAUUCAACACUCCUUACACAAACCCCACGUUUUCCAUAGCACCGACCUACGCAUUACAGACUGAAUUUCCCAACCGAUCACACCCACAUCUCGGCUAUCCAGAAAAGUUUACUCCUUUACCUCAUCACACUUCCACCUCAGUGUCUUCAGACAAAAUGUGCAUCCCAAUGAGAAUGGGUUCCAUAAAAAUGGGCACAGAUUCCAGUGCGGGUCAAUUUCGUCCCCCUCUCCGACGAUCCAACACCGUUGGCGCUAACGAACUUGAAGAGCGGUUGCGCAGGGUAAACUCUGUCGCUUACAGUUUCCAGGGCGGUUCCUAUACCCAUUCCAGACCUUCAUUCUCAUGGAUGCAGCCACAUGCCCAGCAUACGAACAGACAAUUUUCAGAGGACAGGUACGUGGCACACAUGGUCCAAGAGGUACCCAGCUCGCAAGAUUUACUCAAGCAGCUGUUGCUCCGAGGCAAGCAGGUAGGAGUGGACAUUGCUCUCCCGCACAAUGCUCUGACUCACGUAGGACAGUCGCCAACGGAACGAGUGAUGCGCCGUCUAGGCACCAUGAACACAAGCAGUUUGGAUCGUAAUGCGCAACCUUCCGAUGCCAUGAAUCAGGUUGAAAGGUUAAGGGGAACGGGACCAAUGGAUAGGAUCGAAUAUCCAGCCUCUUCCAUGGCAGCAAAAGGUAGUGGUGUGCCAAGUGGCUCCCUCAACGCGCCCAUAUCCAGGAGGGCUCGCCUCCGACGCGAAUGUACCGUGGAGAGUACGUCGCAGUCCAGUGCGAUUAAGGCACGCUUUGCCGGAUACGGGCAAUACUGUCAGGAUGUUGGUUCCAUCGGUACCGCGCAGCCGGGCAAUUCGCUUGAUCGAAUGGACUCCUCUGCAAACUACGCCAACUUUGAGCCUCGAGACCUUAAGCAGAACAAUACGCAGUGGCUGGAAGUGCCGGAAGAGCUGCGUUUCACAACCGAUCGCUUCCUGGGUCGCACUCUGGUCCACUGGCUUUGCAGUCACUUGGCACGUAACGGCCUUUCUUGGACACACAACUUGAUCACCUCAGUCACACAUAUUUGCGACUGUUUGUUGCGGUUGGGAAUCCUACAACCCGAAUGGAGUCGAUCCCUUCGAACCCCAUAUGUGUUCAAUGAUGAGCGUGACAGGGAUGCGAUGAGUAUGUACAGACUGCCAUCUACUGAGAGCACACCUAGAGGCAAUGGAAUCGGUCCGGCGCAAAACUCAAGUUUGAGUGCAAAGUACCCUCAGGAGGACCAGUUCGAUCUUCAGAUUCACUACAUAUGGACUGGAAACCAAUUGGCCAAGCGACUGGAGCUUCAGAUGUUGACCAGUCGGUCUGCAGAUGCCGAGUCAGCAGCCAGACGGAAUCACGGCCCCUCCUCUGCAUACGCACGCGCCUCCAGCGAUGUCAGCAGCCUUCGACGUGAGUACGAGUAUGAACUUGAGCGGCUAACCAGGGAACAUGAGCUGCAGUUGUUCCGGGUUAAAAAUCAAGGAGUGAUGAAAGUUUGCCAGCUAACGGACCGGAUCGAAUCGCUAGAACAGGAAGUGGAAAAAUAUCGCAUCCUUGCAGGUAUUGAGCAUUUGACCAAAUCACCGAUGCUUGACGAACCGAGUACACAUCCCCGCUCAAGCAAGACUCGAGGACCGAUGCUGAGCGCACAAACGCAACCAGAAAACACGACAGUUGAGGAAAAGAAACGAUCUCCAUUAGAGACGAAAAAGUCACGGUUGCCCCGUGUAGGAUUCAGUGUUCCAGAGACCAUCGAGCUGAGUCCGAAACAAUCUACUUCCACUAGGCCAAGAGCAAGUAGCGAAGUGAGCAUGACAACCAGUUCCAGUGCGGAUGUUAUGGGAAAGUGGAGCGGCAUAGUCUCAUCCAACACUCAACGGGAACAAUCACGCCCAUCGAUGAAAUACGUUGCAGACGUGCCGGCCGACGAACUGCCAAGGACCAAAGGAUUCCUUCGGAGAUUAAGGCAGAUGAGCAGCGUUGGUACAGAUUCCGGAAUCAGCGGUUCGAGGAGUAGUGCGGCGUACAGUGGUACCAGCUCGCAGGACACAACACAACAAUCCGCCUCUUCAGUCGAAUUUGAAGAAAUCAUAGGAGUUGAAGACACUCAGCCAGAAAAUGGUAGGACUCGGAACCAAAUGGAGCAACCAAACGACAGCAACUCGACUAAAGGCGUGGGAACGAAACAUACGACAAGAUCCGUAACGAGUGCUGCUGCAGCAGCAUCGGAUCACGCGGCGAAAACCAAGCCUCCAUCUGUCACAAGAACAACGUCGAACAACGAACAGCAGGAUUUUGUCCAGAGAGCGCUCAAGCAGUCUCAAAGAGUCUUCUCAAUGAAGAAAAGCGCCUGAAAUCGGUAAUCGCAAAAACCCCAUCCAAGCAGUCACAUCGGAGAAACCCCCUUGUAUCUUAUUGCCUUUCCGUCCCCUCCCCCCAUUUUGCAAACUGUAGUAAAAUCCGCAGUCCGCCCUCUGCAUCUGUACAUGUUUACUGACAAGCACACACACUUCAGUCCCCUUUGACCAAAUAUACAAAACACUUGUCACCGGG
Dicrocoelium dendriticum is the source of this 2919-nucleotide messenger RNA. The record is from the annotation of a GenBank genome assembly. NCBI's taxonomy places the organism in Eukaryota, Metazoa, Platyhelminthes, Trematoda, Plagiorchiida, Dicrocoeliidae.